AAAUGGUUCCAGAAACGUUACAAGACAGAUUGCGAGGAACUUUAUGGAAGGAUACUUGAUCACUCAAAUGUUGAGUCAACCACCCAAAGGACUAGCCUUAACCAAAUGAAUGAAGUUUGGACAAGGAUGUUCCUUGAUGAACCAUUUGAGGUUGAAAUAAGCAAUCCCAUGACAGAAAGAGAUGCUGUUAGCAAACCCGACUCUCUAAAGAGCACGGAUUAUGAUCUUGUAUCUGCCAUAAAAAGGCAGAGCACCUUCUUUUACCAGGUAUCUAGGCCUCAUAUGAGCAAUAACAUAUUUCUCAAGGAAGCAAUAGCCAGAUACAAGGGGUUUCUUCAUCUAAUUAAGAGAAAUAAGGAGAUGUCUAUAAAGCGCUUUUGCGUUCCAACAUAUGACAUUGACCUCAUUUGGCAUGCUCACCAAUUGCACUCAGCCUUUUACUGUAAGGACACGACUGCUAUAUGUGGCGAGGUACUUGAUCAUGAUGAUACUGAUUCUGAUAGAUCAGAAGGUAUGAAACUAAGAGUCGGGUUUAUGGAGACUUCCAAGAGGUGGGAAGAGUUAUAUGGUCUUAGGUAUUGGAAAGCAGGAGCAAUGUACAGAGGAAGUGCACCUUCACCUCUUACAGUUGAUGCUCAUCCAUUCGAGAAAACUCAGAAGAGUGAAAUCCUUGCAAAUAAAAGUCACAAUAUCAUUCAACUUCCAAAGCAAAUGCUAAUAGAGGCAAGUUCUAAGUUCCUUGGCCUGUAAUAAGACAGUUUUUUCAGCAAUAUGCAAAAACUGAUAUACAUACUCUGCCUGUAAAUAGUCGUCACAUUAUCCUAAGCUUUCAUCAUCAAGUUUCAUCACGAUCUUUUAUAAAGAUUAUUACUGAUUUUUAAAAAUUGUGGGUGUGUUUGGAAA
Chenopodium quinoa (quinoa) is the source of this 903-nucleotide messenger RNA. RefSeq names its product glycine-rich domain-containing protein 2-like. Lineage: Eukaryota; Viridiplantae; Streptophyta; Magnoliopsida; Caryophyllales; Amaranthaceae. The record is from RefSeq and is a predicted model, not a curated record. The annotation marks the transcript as partial. The transcript has 2 exons.